UUUUUUCACCCAAAAAAAUUAAUAUAAAUAGGUCUUAAGGCAAAGUAUACCUAAUCAGAAAAAUGUUUGUACAACUGGCGUUGGUGCUCCUACUUUCGUGGGGACUUCUGGGCGAGUCCGAUGCAUUUGGUGGAGAUACGCGAAUCAUAGGGGGUCAUGAUACUCCUAAUGACAUAGCGAAUUACCAAGUCUCCAUACGAAGGCCAUACCAUAAUGAAGAAUUUCACUGGUGUGGCGGUUCUAUCAUACACGAAGAAUGGGUUUUAACAGCUGCUCACUGCACAUAUGGUAUCGAUGCCAAUCAGCUACCCAUUGUGGUGGGAGCAACCGACCUAAAAUCAGGUGGCGACCGUUACAAAAUAAAGAAAAUUAUCGUUCACGAGAAAUACUCAGAAGAAGAUUUGACAAAUAACGUAGCUCUUAUGAAAGUCGACGGUAAAAUCAAAAUGAAGAAAAAUGUUAGGGUAAUCGAAUUGUGGAAAGAGCCUGUGGCUGUUGGAACAACCUGUGCUCUGACAGGAUGGGGAUUUAUUGACAAUCAUGGAACUAUGCCGAAAAAACUUCAAAUUCUGCUCUUGAGAAGUAUUAGCAACAAGGACUGCAACGAGCAGUUAAAACGUGCCAAAUUAACACCAAUCGAUGAUAAACAGCUUUGCAUGAGAGGUCAAAAUAAGAAGGGUGCUUGUGUAGGUGAUGCAGGAGGUCCUCUGGUCGCCUCUGAUGGAAAUAAAGGUCUUGUUCAAGUUGGAGUCAUGUCCACGGGAAAGUUUCCGUGCGCUCAAGGCCAUCCUGAGGUUUUUUCUUCAGUUUCUAGCUAUUAUGACUGGAUUAUGAAAAAUAUGAAGAAUUAAAUUGUUUCGACAAAUUUAUUUAUUAACUGGACAUUAUAGUCCAGAUAAAGAUUUGUUUUAUCAAAUAUAGUUCUUUUUUUAUUAUCAUAUGUAUCGCAUUAUGCACACUACAAUGUGACAUUUAAUAGAUAUAAAGUGGUAUUUAAAAAAUAUAUUAUUUUAUUUUGAAGUACACGUUUUUUUUACCAUUAUCAUCUAGCCUGUGUAUUAAAAGUUGAAAUACAGUCUCCAGUUAGUUUGUUGAUGUGUUCUUUUUUCAAAUAAUACAUCGGUUUAGUAUUUUAAUACAACAGGUGCUGUUCUAUGGCAAAACAAAUGUUUAGAGUAAUUUCAUAAGUUGAACGUGUAAA
Molecule: messenger RNA, 1201 nt
Organism: Pieris rapae (cabbage white)
Lineage: Eukaryota; Metazoa; Arthropoda; Insecta; Lepidoptera; Pieridae
Product: chymotrypsin-2-like
Exons: 5
Coding region: 63-851 (262 amino acids)
Biological process (GO): proteolysis
Molecular function (GO): serine-type endopeptidase activity
Source: RefSeq, a predicted model, not a curated record